Messenger RNA from Micromonas commoda, 729 nucleotides. RefSeq names its product autophagy-related protein 8 (gene ATG8). The transcript is spliced from 4 exons. Bases 66 to 440 code for a protein of 124 amino acids. Gene Ontology annotation, biological process: cellular response to nitrogen starvation. The record is from RefSeq and is a predicted model, not a curated record. NCBI's taxonomy places the organism in Eukaryota, Viridiplantae, Chlorophyta, Mamiellophyceae, Mamiellales, Mamiellaceae.
CACGACGAGGCGAGGCAUCGCGAGACGAAAGGAAAAUCGACCGCACGGCGCACACGCGACCCAAGAUGUCCGCUCGCUCCACGUUCAAGCAGGAGCACCCCCUCGACAAGCGCCAGGCCGAGGCCCAGCGCAUCCGCACCAAGUACCCGGAGAGGAUCCCGGUCAUCGUGGAGAGGGCCGAGAAGAGUGACAUCCCCGACCUCGACAAGAAGAAGUACCUCGUCCCCGCCGACCUCACCGUGGGACAGUUCGUCUACGUCAUCCGCAAGCGCAUCAAGCUCUCGCCGGAGAAGGCCAUCUUCGUCUUUGUCAACAACGUGCUGCCGCCCACCGCGGCGCUCAUGUCGUCCAUCUACGAGGAGCACAAGGAGGAGGACGGCUUCCUCUACAUCGCCUACAGCGGCGAGAACACCUUCGGCGGCCUCGAGGAAACGGCGUGAGGCGAAAACCGCGGGAUCGAAGACGACGAACUGAAUAGGAGGGUGUGAGAGGGGCGCGGUCGUCGCGCGAGCGGGGGUGCGAGAGGCUUCGACCCGCCGGGCCUCGGAGGAGUUGAGCCCGGGGGUCGGAGGCGUCAAACACCAACGCGAGCGCCGCCGCGAUUUUGCGUCGCGCCGCGUCGAGCCGGAGACGGCCCGAACGUUAUGCGCGCGCGCUGUACUAGCUAGUAGGCAUUGGAUUCGUUGUACCAGUAUAACAGACCGGGAUGGACGCGUCUCGCUCCUUCAC